AUCCGUGGUUGCACUACAAAGGUGGACGAAGUAAAGACUUUAAAACUAAUACGGUAGACGUGACAUUGGUUCUUUGAUAUAAAUAGUAUCAUUCGUGUAAUGGAGAAAUUUACUUAGUGGAUUUUUUUUCAUUAGCUACCCCUAUUUCAUUUUAAUACCAUUGAUGAACAGGAUAUUGGAUAAUCGUAUUUGAAAUUAAAAUUCUAAGCAAUGCAACAGUACCCACCUCCUCCUGGUGGGCAGUAUCCCCCGCCUUCUGGCGGUCAGUAUCCUCCACCUCCUGGUGGGCAGUAUCCUCCGCCUCCGGGUGCUCAUUAUCCGCCUCCUCCACAAGGACCACCUCCACCCUAUAAUGGCGGAUAUGGUCCACCUCCGAUGCAUCAACAGCAACAACAACAGCAGGUUGUAGUAGUACAACAAACCAGUGACUAUGUAACAGUGAAGGAAAACAAAGGAUGCAUGCCAGACACAAGUAAUUGGAAAUGGUGGAACUGGUUGCUCUUUGUCCUGGCUAUAAUAUUUCUAGGGCCAAUUAUCUUAGUACUAGGAUUGGUAUGUUGUAUUCUUCUGGGUGGUAACGGCGGGCAUGACCAUCACCAUCAUUAAAGAUUAUCAAGAUUGAUGAGAGACUUCACUACAAAGAUUUCUCGGGCAUUGGUAGGAUCGAAAUCAAUGAAUACAUUGGUUAUUGUAUUAAUACUAAAGCAAAGACUGUAAAUUAUCAUCUCAUCAAAUCAAAGUUCUUAUUAUCAUUCGGUAUUAUUUGUUUUCAACUAAAGUAAUGUUUUCUAAUUGUCUUGUCUUUCUAACUAUUUAGACUGAUGAUAACAAUACUAGAACGUUCACGAAGAGGCGAGUGAUAUCAUGGAGACAUGCAAAACUCGUAGGUCAGAGAGAAAAAUCGCCAUGACAAAAAGCGAAAUUAAGGAUGAUAAAGUCCACGCAAAAUCCCAUAGAAAAAAAAAUGAGGAGUCAAAAACUAACCCUAGCUAAGAUUAAGAUAGGAGGCUUUUCAAAGGAUAAUCAGUCCUUUCACCAAUAACCAUAUAUAAAACAUUUGAAUAUUAUAAGUUGGCCCUCAAAAUCUUUGUUUAUUAUUUUCCGAUAUUCUUAAUUCCCCGUUAGAGAACAUACAAUGACACGAGAUUAUUACAAAAACACAUCAUAUGAAUAUAUUUGCAUUCACUUGUCAGUUGACUUUCAGUACAAAAUGUGAGUUUAGCACCGGUACACUAGUAAAAUUUCACAUCGAGUAGAUGAAGGCUUUUGUAUUUACAUAUAUAAGUUUAUAAAAUUAUAACCGUAUACUUAUGAAUGGAGACUAAUCAGAUUUGUAUAAAUUGUCUUGAACGCAUCGAGAAAAUGGUCAUCAGCUGGCUCUUAAAUAAAAAUGUAUUCUACUUCAGUGAAAAUGGACGUCAUACUAACCUUCAAAACCUAUAAAUGAACUCAAAUAAAAAAAAACCUUACAAGACUUAUAGAGUCCAGCUGAGGCUCCUGACUUGGAACAGGCGCAAACAUUCGGCGCGGUUAAUCACUCAAUCCUCCCUCAUACCUCUAGCAAAUGUAGAAUAGAAACACAUAGAGUUACGCACAGUAAAACUCAUUUCAAAAAUAAUAAUCUUACCACUAUGAAUUAUAUGAAAAGAAUAUAACUAGUUAUCAAAGGUACCAGGAUUAUAAUACAUAAACCCGUAUUAUGCCAACAACAGGUUUUAGAAUAAAUGUGUUUAUUUCUGAUGCAAAGAUCCUAUGAGUGAAUCAAUAUUAAUACCAAAUAUACAAACCAUAAUGACCAGACAACAUUAUUGUAGCCGAACAAGCCUGUGUAAAGGUUUGGUUAGCCUUUGAGGUACAUGCUGAAAUUAGUGUGCUUUGUAAAGAAUAUCACAAAAUAAAAGAUUGGAUGUGAAUUACCUGAACGUAUAAGCUGUCUUCAUGUUGGUUUAUAUUUACGAAUGAUGUCCUUGAACUGAUAAUAACACUUAGUAAAUGUGUUUGUCGAAAUUAAAGAUUUGCUGUUUAUUCGAAAAUAGGUGGAUUUGUUCCCUGGGAGAAAAAUAGGCAUGCAAAUCCUAAAUUAGGUACGAAAGACAACCUAAUUUUAAAACGUUUAUGCUUAAGUUUGCUCUUUGUACCUUUGCAGCAUAAGUACUUCUUUUUUUUUUUUUUUUUUUUUUUUUAAAUUUUUCUCU
Messenger RNA from Mytilus trossulus (common blue mussel), 2195 nucleotides. RefSeq names its product formin-G-like. Bases 211 to 606 code for a protein of 131 amino acids. The transcript has 6 exons. The record is from RefSeq and is a predicted model, not a curated record. Lineage: Eukaryota; Metazoa; Mollusca; Bivalvia; Mytilida; Mytilidae.